Messenger RNA from Anarrhichthys ocellatus (wolf-eel), 4032 nucleotides. RefSeq names its product asteroid structure-specific endonuclease 1b (gene aste1b). The transcript is spliced from 7 exons. The coding region runs from base 1057 to 3282 and encodes 741 amino acids. The record is from RefSeq and is a predicted model, not a curated record. NCBI's taxonomy places the organism in Eukaryota, Metazoa, Chordata, Actinopteri, Perciformes, Anarhichadidae.
AGACUGGAUAUUGUAAAUUCUGAAUACUCCCGACAGUGAGAGAUGGACUCACGGGCAGUUUGGUGAGAGCAGGACUGGUGGCUUGUCUGCCAAAAGCAUCCUCUUGGAACUGGAGAAGCUGCAGAGUCAUUCCAGCCAGAGCCUGACACGAUGGAGCGUCCACCAGCACAUACUAACGGACACACAGACAGAGACAUGAGGAGAAUGUUAAUUGCUAUAAGGCUACAUACAACCCACUGCAUUUACCGAGAGUCUAGACAGUUUAACUGUUGUGUUUGUAACGUUACUAGUUAACCUCUAGGAUCUGGCUGCUUUGCACUUCAUCUUUUGUGUGUUAUUAUUUUUAAAUGCAGCACUCAAUACAUCUUGCUGGUCAGUGUAAAGGUAACGUUAUCCAGCACGAGACGUUUGUUUACAGUCUGAGCCACUGGACUUGCUAGCAGGGGGCGGCUAGCUUGUUAGCUAGCUUGCUAGCUAGCUAGAUCCUAACCAGCUAGCUGGCUAGCUUGCUAGCUAGCUAGCUUCCUAACCAGCUAACUACCUUUUUGUAGUGCUUCCCGAUCCACUGUCGCACCACCUCCAGCUGGGCUAAAGUAUCCGGACUCUCCCAGAACCGAGCGGACGGACUGCUGUCUUUUUUCCGAUGUGCGGAUGUUCCGGAGCUGGCUUGGCUUGUCCCAGGAGUGCCGAGGUGUGUUCCUCCGGACAUUGUGGCCAUAAUUAAACGAGAUUAAUCUCAAACAGGAGAACAAAACUGGCUAGCGCGCUCGCUAGCUUUUGCAUUCUCGCGUUCUCUCGCGAGACGGAGCGCGAUUGUCGCAGUUCGGAAUAAAGGUUUUCUCUUUUUAAAUGUUUUUCAUUUUCAAGUGUUUUAUUAUGUAAUUGUGCGCGGUUCUAAAUCAGUAGUAUGUUUUUAAAACACCACGAAGCGUCUGUAUGUAGAAUACACGUGUUUGUUACAAACCACGACUUUUAUUUUGAAAAGUACAACAAAACAAGGAAAUAACUCCGCAAGACAUGCAAACAGAAGUGAAGCGACAUCGGUCCUGAGAUCCUAUGGGUGUCCACGGUCUGACCACCUUUGUCGAGGGGAACAGAAACUUACUCCAAGAUGUGAAGUUCAGGGACAGUCCCCUGGUCAUUGAUGGCUGCAGCCUGUAUUUCCGCCUCUACUUUAACCACAGUUUGGACCAGCAGCACGGAGGGGACUACGAUGCCUUUGCUUGCUUGCUCACCCAGUUCCUCUCUGCGUUGGCGGCAUGUAACAUCCAGCCGUAUGUGGUACUGGAUGGAGGGAUUGACCCAAGUGACAAGAAGUUUCCCACUCUGCGUCAGCGUCUACAGUCCAAGAUAAAGGAGGCAGACAGUCUCUCCCAUGGCCGCAAUGGCUCUAUUCUCCCCAUCCUCACGAGGAAUGUUUUCAUUCAGGUCCUCAUCCAGAGAGGAGUCCCACUGGUCCAGUGUCCAGCUGAGGCUGACUGGGAAAUUGCAUGUCUGGCUCGCCAGUGGAACUGCCCAGUUCUGACCAAUGACAGUGACUUCUAUAUCUUUGACCUGCCAGGUGGUUACCUGCCACUCAGUUCUUUCCAGUGGGCCAACCUUAACGGUAAAGCCUCUCACCGCUACAUCUCGGCUCGUUGCUACACCACCAAUGGGCUGUGUCGCUGGUUUGGCAGCAUGAACAAGGAGUUGCUGCCCUUAUUUGCCGUCCUGGCUGGUAAUGAUUAUGGCGCUCCAAAAGAUGCUGAAAGAAUCCUAGGUAUGUUAGGUGCGAGUGGAUUCGGGAGAGGCGGUGGCAAAGGUAGAGCACGUGUUUCCCGCAUCGAGGGCUUCCUCCUCUGGCUGUCCUCUUUUAAAAAUCCGGCCGACGCACUGAAGGAAGCGAGCAUACUGAUGGGGGAGGAAGCUGGAGGCGUUAGGGGCAGAGGACAGAAGGGUGGGCUCAGUUCACAGCUGUGGGCAGGUAUGCAGCAGUACCACAUCGCCACUCAAAGCUCUCUGGCUCACUGGUUCUCUGAAGGUACGGCCGCUCCUAGAGGGCGGACCUCUUGGCUGCCAGAGUGCCUGUCGCUGGCUGCAGCUCAGGGGCUUUUGGCUCCCUUGGCGGUGGAUGCUCUGGUGAUGCGCAAAGUCCUGCUCAUCCCGCAGGUGGAGAACAGCAGGCUAGCCAGCAGCCAUAGUAGUGCCAGCGCCAUACGCCAGGCUAUAUAUGGGAUGUUACUGCAGAGCGGCCAGGAUGUCCAGGCACGGGAUAUGAGGGCACAAGAAAACAUCAGCCAGGGUAUGAGAGGUGGGAGAGGGCGAGGGGAAAGGGGGCGGGGAGGUGGAGGUGGGGGUCAGGUUAUUAUUUUACCCACACAGCAGGGUGUUCAGUCAGGAUUUAGCAUUGAACAAGCAGCUGGUGCAGCUACAGUAUCGGCCCAGGACCAUUGUGCCCCCAUGUGUGUGGAGGAGUAUGACCGCAUGGAUCUGAACUUGAGGAAAAACAAUGUAGAGGCACAUCCACUCAGAAACCCCCUGCUUCUAGGUACACUGGGCCAGGCUCCUGUGAAAGUUCGUCUCGGGGUGCUGUUAGAAGUCUUGGGAGUGAAGGAGUCUGCCCUGGCUGCUGUUCCUCUCCACCUGAGGCUGGCUGUAGCAGUGACAGCCUUCUGGCUGCGAGAGGCCAAACCAACACCCUCACAGCCCCAGCUCCAGCUCCAGGCGUUGGUGCUGGGCAUGGUUUACGGAGAGCUGUCUUGGAGCAACCAGCCUGAAGCUACCCACUACCAACACACCGUCCCACAGCUGAACUGGGCUGCGGAGCACAACGUGUGGACGGGGCUGGAUCGACAACGUGUGAGACCAGGGGAGAGGCGGGGCUUGGAUGUCGGAGUGGCUCACAGUCUCAGCCAAUGGCAGGCCUGCCUCUGGAGUGCACUGUGUCUCAAUCAGCUAUUGUUGCAGCCGCUGCCUGAACCCCACCUGUCAUGGCUGUACAGUGGUACCUUGGUGCACGGUCUCCUCAGGUAUCUGAAAGGAGGCCGAGCUGCUGAGUCCCUCCUCGUCAGGGGUUCCAUGUCCGGACCGCUCUACUCAUCCCUGCUGGACACCGUGAGGAACUGCAGCUCUAAGACCCAUCCUUCCUCUUCGGCAGCAAGGAGGGGGAAGAGAGGCGGAGGCCGGGGAAGGAGAGGAAGAGGGGGAGGUGGUGGAAGAGGAGGAAGAGGAAGGGGAAGGGGGACUGAGGAGAUAAACAAUAGGUUUGCUCUCCUGAUGAGCGAGGAAGAGUUUGACGAUUGAUGAGGAGGCAGAGGAAAAUGAACUGUUCGAUAUGAAACACUCGUGAGGGGCCAAAAAAAGGACAUUCCAGUGUUUUAUCAAACGCACUCAGGGAAUGCUACAAAUAGUCAUUUGACAAGCGAAGAACACCUCUUAAUGUCGACCGUUGAGUGUCUGCCUUUGUUGCACUAAUUUCAGCUUCAUCAAUAAUAUUUACCCGUUUAUGAAAACUUCUAUUCCUGUCUUAAAUCAAGUGACGGCAACAUGUCGGAUAAGUUUUCCCACAGAGAACUCUGGCCAUAUUUUAACUCAUUAGAGCAAUGCCACUGUAUUUAAUGCAUGUUUUCACCGGAUAUUUUUAUUCAGUUAAGUCAACACAACAUUUUAACAGUAAAUGAAGAGGCGUCUUAUUUUAUCACGUUGUAUGGCAGCUUAUAUCAUCUUAAAGAGCAACUUGUGAAAUCUUCUUUAAUCGCAGAUGCCGUCUUACUCAUCUUUCUAUAAUAAAAAAAAAUUGAAAUCAAACUCAGACACACAUUUCUUCAUCACAUUCAGCUAGUUUUUACUUGUAACCACAUGGCUGACAAACUUUUUUUACUCACUCUAUGAAGUCAUUUGUAUUAUUAAAUAUGAACACAACACAACCAAUAUUCAACAAUUCAUAAAUGCAAUACAUCUACACUCCGUAACAGUAUUUUAUUCCAAAAUGAUAAAAACAACAUUACAAAGUUCUUUAAACGAAAGGACAAAUAAAAAGGUUCCCCACCUGUA